Penicillium antarcticum is the source of this 891-nucleotide messenger RNA. Its product is annotated as PaaI family thioesterase. The record is from RefSeq and is a predicted model, not a curated record. Lineage: Eukaryota; Fungi; Ascomycota; Eurotiomycetes; Eurotiales; Aspergillaceae. The transcript has 3 exons. Bases 1 to 891 code for a protein of 296 amino acids.
AUGUUUCGUCCUUUGUCUUCUUCCCUUCAUUCCAUCCACCCCUCUCCCCGACUGCUCAUCCAGCGCCGAGUCAACCCACGCUCUUUCUCCGGUUCCCCGAAGCCUCACCUCCGAGUCUAUUCAACAGAAACAGCCCAAGCUGUUCACCCACCUUCAUCAACCCCAAUCAAGCCCUCGCGUUUCCGCCGCUUUGCAGGCUUCACAACGAUAGCAGUUGUCGCAUUUACAUUCGGCAUAAUCUACCAAACCCAGCGCACCGUAUCGCGACUCAUGUCCGUCACAAUCCCCACCAACGAGGAGACCCUGGCCCUCUACAUACCAGAGGAUGCGACAGCUGAAGAAAUCGAAAACACCCUCCGCACACACCCCGUCGCCGAGUCCCUACGCGCAAACUCGGAAUUCACCGAAGCGCGUCCACACCUCAAGAUCCCCGAGGCCCUGCGCGCCCGCAGCCUGACCGGCGGCACCCUACGCGGACCGAACAAGAUCGUCGUGCCGCCCCUGGUCUUCAGCGAGCGCGAUGGCAAGAGCAUGGUCUCGUUGAUGUACCUCGGCUCUGAUGUCUGCGGGCACCCGGGUAUUGUGCAUGGCGGUCUGCUCGCGACGAUUCUCGACGAGGGACUUGCCAACUGCUGUUUCCCGGCUCUGCCUAACAAGGUUGCUGUUACCGCCAACUUGAAUAUUGAUUACCGGGCUCCGGCUAUGGCUAAUAACUAUGUUGCUCUCCGGGCGGAGACUGUUAAGGUUGAGGGUCGCAAGGCUUGGGUCGAGGGUCGCAUUGAGACUCUCCCUAGUGAUGGCCAGGAUCCUGUUGUGUUGGUUGAGGCUAAGGCUUUGUUCAUUGAGCCUAAGCAGGCUGCUGCAUUGUCCAGCCUUUACAAGGUGGCGUGA